AUGGGGAAUUUAAAGGAACUUUCAGGGGCUCAGAAACGCAAUAAGAGAAAAAUCCAGAGCGAAAAACAAACAGCUAUCAAUUCAAAGAUCCCGAAAAUAACCAACUUGUUUCGUGCAGCGGCAGAAACUACCAGUAAUGAGUGCGUUGAGCUUGAAUCCGAACCAUUACCAACUUCUUCGACUUCGAACGAGUCCGAAGAAAUUUCUUCAAGAGGAUCAUCAUCAUCACCCGUACAACAGGAACAGGAUAAUUUGAAAAGUAGUGAGUCAGCUGAAGCCCCAGUUGAUACUGAUCGCAUUGACCAUAUGUUGACGGUUUCUUCGAGUAAUACUGAUAACAUAUUAGAUAGAAAAUAUACAGAACUGAAAGAUUUUGAUCCUUGUAAUACUUACCCAUCAGAUCGUGGACAUUUCAAAAACGAGUUAUCUAACAACUUAAUUGAAGUUCUAGCUAGGCAUGGCAGUUGCCAACCGAGUAAAAUGAUUAAAAUCGAGAGUGGACAGACAUUUAAUCCUGCACAUUAUUAUUAUAGGAAUUUGAAAUUAUUUUCUGUGAAAAGGGACUGGUUUAGCUGCUCAGAGAAACUAGGCACUGUAUAUUGUCACAAUUGCUGGUUGCUGGCACGGAAUACUUCAAAUAACAAAGAUAGUCCAUGGAUAGAUGGCUUUAUCCCAAACACAAAGCGCCUGAAGCAAAAUUGA
Dendronephthya gigantea is the source of this 702-nucleotide messenger RNA. RefSeq lists its product as uncharacterized. The record is from RefSeq and is a predicted model, not a curated record. The transcript is spliced from 4 exons. Lineage: Eukaryota; Metazoa; Cnidaria; Anthozoa; Malacalcyonacea; Nephtheidae. The coding region runs from base 1 to 702 and encodes 233 amino acids.